Paramecium tetraurelia is the source of this 831-nucleotide messenger RNA. RefSeq lists its product as uncharacterized. The transcript has 3 exons. The record is from RefSeq and is a predicted model, not a curated record. NCBI's taxonomy places the organism in Eukaryota, Ciliophora, Oligohymenophorea, Peniculida, Parameciidae.
AUGAAAUUACCAAGUAUUAAUAAACCCACCUCAGCAUAAUCAGCAAAUCGACAAUUACCUCCAAGGUAGAGUAAUAAUGCAAUAAGCAAUUUAGAAAAGAAUCUAUUCAAUAAACUCAACGAAUAUGAUGAUUUAAACAAAAUUGAUACUAAAAAAGCUUAGGUCAAUGAGGUGAAGUCUAAUAAGAAAAUCGAUAAUUCUCAUGAUGACAUUGACUCUUUGGCGAAGAGAGCAAAUACUUUGAAAAAUUAUAGUCAAACUGAGAAGAUCAAAGAUUUGAAAUCAUCUUAAUUAAAACAACAAAAACAACAACAAGACACUGUGUUUCUGACUCAUAAUUAACAAGUCAAAUCGGAAGAAUCGAAUAAUGAUCAAGAUGAGGAUGACAGUAAUAGUGAUAGCAGCAUCGAGGAUUUAUUAUAGAGGAGUAGGGCAUUGGAUAAAUAGAAAAAAGUUAUGCUAAAUUUUGAAGAUGACAGCGAGGUUGGUUAAUUGAAUAAGAUGCUAUUUUAAACUGAUAUCGAUUUAGACGAGUAGUUUUAGAGCAUGUGCAUUUUGAAGAAAACUAUAUCGCAGAUGCAAGACUCCAUGAAAUCUUUGGGAUAUGGGAUUAAUGAGAAGUUGAUGGAUGGAUUGAAUUAAUAAUAUGAGGAAAUGAUUAAGCUGCAAAGGGAAUCCUAAGCAAUCGAAGAGUAUUAAAUGAAAGAGAGCAACUCAAAAAAUAAAAUGCCUGCUUUACGUUCAAAUAGCGUCAAUUAAUCAAAAAAAUUGAAAAAAUGACAUAGAUUUAAAUAUCUUUUGUAUUUAUGAUAAUGGAUGAUCUAUCUAAUA